Messenger RNA from Daucus carota subsp. sativus, 1552 nucleotides. RefSeq lists its product as uncharacterized. Bases 184 to 1326 code for a protein of 380 amino acids. Lineage: Eukaryota; Viridiplantae; Streptophyta; Magnoliopsida; Apiales; Apiaceae. The transcript is spliced from 6 exons. The record is from RefSeq and is a predicted model, not a curated record.
CACUCAUCUUCCCUUCGAAAGCAAAUGAACCUCAUAUAUCUGUAUUCUGUACUGUACAUGUCAUGUAUAUAUACAGCUGUUUAGAGGGACUUUUUGAAUGAAUUUAACAUGAAACUCAAGUGAAGGGGUCAAACCAGUUACAGUUGGUAAACUUGGAGUGACCAACUUGACGCAAAACCAAAGAUGCUGCAGCAACAUUUUUCAGAUCCCCUGAAGCUUAAAACCAAGAAGAUUAUCUUUGAAGAUGUCUUCAUUGCUCAUGAUUCUGGCACACUUGAACAGCUGAAAGAGUUGAGCUCCAAACGUAGAAUGAUCGAGGAGUCUAUUAAUGAAAGAAGCUCUAUCACAAUGGCUGUUGCAAGGGAAAUGUCUGGAGGCUCAACUUUGCAAUGUGAACAGGACCUCCAGAAAUUAGAGAAGUACUUGCCAUUACUGGAAAACUUUAUCCACCAAGUUAAUAUGGUUAGCGAUAGCUCUAGGAUGCUUCAAUGGACUUCUGAACUUAGGAUAAGUUGGAGCAGUGCUCUUACAUCUUCAUCUUUCUUCAGUUUUUUGGGUCAAAAGUUCUUUCAAAUUGAUAGUCUGUUGUUUGAGCUCAGUAUGAUGCUCUUUCUUAAUGGUGCACUACUACGAGAAUGGGCGUUUGAACUAUUGUCCAAAGAUUUGGUGCAAUCUGCCACUCUAUUUAGGAGAGCUGCUGGAGUUUAUCACUACUUGGCGAAUGAGGUCCUUCCCUCUUUACAGCCUGCACUGCCUCCGGAGAGGCCACCAGAAGUUACAUCAUCUGUGUGUUCUAUUGUGAGCCUUAUUUGUUUGGCCGAGGCUCAGGCUGUGAUCACAAUGAAAUCUGAGGAGAAGGGCAACACACAAAGUCUAUUGGCAAAGUUGCAUUAUGGUGUUGUACAGUUGCUAGAUGAAGCAACUGUCAUAUUACAUUCAGUGACUGAGGAUAGAAAAGAUAUUUCAGCGCGCUUUGUGGAAUUCAUUUCAUUUAGCAAGGUCAUUCAUGAAUUGAGAAGUAACGUGUACCGUGCAGAAAGUUUAAAGGCCGAUGGUCAGAUUGGUGUUGCAAUUGGAGCUCUUCGAAAGGCUCUUUUAACAGCACAGAUCAAUCUUCAAGGAAAUGAGUCCUGGAGGUUGGUUCUUAAUCAGGAGGCUGAUAAGUUGACAAGAAUGUUGGAGAAAUAUGAACACGAGAAUGACUUUGUCUGGCAUGAUAAGAUUCCAGCUCAAUACGAGUCUCCCAUAUCUGAAGGUACAAGAAUUGUUAAGUUUAUACCUUAUCAUCCCCAAAGAUGGGAAAGAGCACUUUCUUUUAUAAUGUAAUGGACAGAUAGCUACAGAGCUUAGAAGUGGACGUAUUUUGACAUCCUUCAAUGUACAAGUAUGAAAGCUCCAGUUUAUAUGUACAGAAAUUAUGGCAUAUGCAAAGUGGAGAAGUACUGGACUGGACAUUUAUAAGAUUAUAGGAUCAUUAAAUAUCGUGUGCUGCUGAGACAACUCUUUUUCUGUAAUUUUAUCUCUAUUGUGAAGCACAGUUAAUUCACGUCUA